This is a messenger RNA of Neoarius graeffei (lesser salmon catfish), 2247 nucleotides long. RefSeq names its product arsenite methyltransferase (gene as3mt). The coding region runs from base 163 to 1296 and encodes 377 amino acids. Lineage: Eukaryota; Metazoa; Chordata; Actinopteri; Siluriformes; Ariidae. Gene Ontology annotation, biological process: arsonoacetate metabolic process; toxin metabolic process. Gene Ontology annotation, molecular function: arsenite methyltransferase activity. The transcript has 11 exons. The record is from RefSeq and is a predicted model, not a curated record. Gene Ontology annotation, cellular component: cytosol.
AUCAGUUCAGGUUAAAAUCAGCUCAGUUUAAGAAUCGGCUCAGUUUGGGAAUCGGCUAAGGGUGAAAAUCGGCUCAGUUUGGGAAUCGGCUCAGGGUGAGAAUCAGUUUAGGUUGAAAUCAGCUCAGUUUAAGAAUCGGCUCAGUUUGAGAACCGGCGCAAGAUGGCGGAGACGGGAGUGGCGGGCAGCAAAGCAGCUGCUGCAUACGUUUAUGACCAUGUCAAGGAAUACUACGGGAAAAAACUGAAGCAAAGCUCUGAUUUGCAGAGCAAUGCAUGUGUCCCUUCACCAAAACCCAUCCCUGUCUACAUUCGAAAAGCUCUGGCUGCAGUUCACCCGGACGUCACGGCAAAGUACUAUGGCUGUGGUCUGGUAGUGCCCGAGUGUGUGGAGGGUUACAGGGUGUUGGAUCUCGGCUGCGGCAGUGGACGUGACUGCUAUGUGCUCAGUCAGUUGGUGGGCAAGAAUGGACACGUCACUGGACUCGAUAUGACAGAAGAUCAGCUUGUGGUUGCAAGGAAGUAUAUAGACCAUCACAUGAAGGCGUUUGGGUAUGAGAAGCCAAAUGUCGACUUUGUUCAAGGAUACAUGGAGGCCUUGAGGGACGCAGGGCUGGAGGAGAACUCUUACGAUAUAAUCAUCUCAAAUUGUGUAGUGAACCUUUCACCUGACAAGGCUCGUGUCCUGAGAGAGGCCUACCAUGUACUGAAGGAAGGGGGAGAGCUGUAUUUCAGUGACAUUUACAGCAGUGCCCUGAUUUCAGAAUCCCUUAAAGCCAACAAAGUGUUGUGGGGCGAGUGUCUGAGUGGAGCUCUUUGGUGGGAGGAUCUUGUGCGAUUGGCUGAGGAGGUUGGCUUCUGCAAACCCAGACUUGUCACAGCUAGUAUCGUUACUGUGGACAAUCAGGAGCUCGAGAAACUUCUAGGUGACUACAAGUUCGUCUCUGCUACGUACCGUCUCUUCAAGUUACCGAAGAGUUCUAAGAAGGAGCCCUGUCUUGUAAUGUAUGAUGGAAACAUUACAGGGUUGGAGGAGAAAUUUGAGUUUGAUGCUCAGUAUACUUUUAAGGUGAACGAGGCAAAGGAGGUGGAUGGAGAUAUGGCCAGCAUUUUAAAGAACUCCAGGUUUGCUGAAGAGUUCACGUUCCAGACUCGAGCACAGACAUCAGGAUCGUGUGGGGCCAAACCCAAGGUCAUGCCUACGAACCCCUUCGAACUGGCAGAGCAGCUGAAAAGUGCACGUACGGCUCCAUCCACAGGGUUGUGCUGUGGCCCUCAGAAGACCUGCUGCAAGUGAAGGUCCAAAAAAUAUUCAAAGGAUAAAAUGUGGAACUGAAUUCAGGCAGUCUUAUUAUGCAUAAAUUUAUAAAAUCGUUUCAACUAAACAUAGGUUUUUUAAAAUAAUUUUUGGAUAAAAUUGUAUUAAUCAAAUUGUAGUUGUAGAUACAAAAGGAUUCAUAUUAAGAAAAUGAUGUAAAUGUAAUAAUGCAGUAAUGUAUGUGAAUAUGAUGACUGUAAUGCACUUAAGUAUUUCAAGCAUUUCUGACUGUUUGUUAUGAAGGAAAUAAUCAAAAAUAAAAUUUUGCCUGCAGGAUGCUACUGUUCAAGCUGCAUUUUAGUAUCAUCGAAUGUUUCUCAAAGCGGGGUCCGGGGGGGGGGAGUCCAAGGCUGUGUCUGAAAUCGCUCCCUCACUCAUUCACUACUCACUAUAUAGGGAAUUACUAUAUAGGAGACUGUGUCGUGAGCUCAUUGGUUAAAUGAAGAAACACUUUCGGACACUAGUCUGCCACGCUGUUAUUUACGUCGUUAUUGUCACACGAUUAAAACGUGCCAGAUCAGUCGGCUGGUGGGUUUUCAAAAUAAUGAAUCCAUGCAUGCAUUUUUGUGAUAAAUCCAUAUUAUACUGAGCGUAUAAUUUCCCACAUUAAUCAAUGCAAAGUACUUUGUGUCUGCUGCGUCUUCCAGUUCUUUUAAAUCAAGGCUGAAUCCUUUUUCUUUUGUCGCUGCCUUUUAUUAAAUCAAAUUUGAGGCUUUUGAUUAAUUCCUCACUCUGCACUGUCACUUCUAUUCUUGUAUUUUAUGUCUUAUUCCAUUUUAGCUUAUUUUCUAUUCUCUUACUAUUUUUAAUUGUACUUGAAUGUCCGUUUAUAAUGUGUUUUUUUUCUCCAUCCUUUCACCCCAACACACUCCCCUCCCCCACUUUCAGCACAAUGGCAAUGCAUAAUUGUGUGUGUGUGUGUGUGUGUGU